AUCAUCAUCUCAUUGGCUAAUCUAAGCCAAUAUAUAUUCUCAAAUUGUGUGAUGAGUUUUUAGGCUCAUCCUACUAAAAAAUUAGCUGCUGAGCUUCAUCGAAAAAAUCCUCAGAACUAUCCUGAUGACAAUCAUAAACCUGAGAUGGCUAUAGCGCUGACGGAAUUUCACGGACUCUGUGGAUUUCGACCCUACCGAGAAGUGGCCGAUUUUCUUAUUAAGAUACCAGAACUCAAAAGUGUUGUUGGUGUUGAUGAAAGUUCGUCAUUUAUCACAGCAUGCAAUGACAGCAAUGACGAAGAGUUAAAGAAGUCGUUGUUUAAGAAGUGCUUCACAUCAUUAAUGAAAAAGGAUCCAAAUAUUGUUAAAGACUCGUUAUCGUCUCUUAUCACGCGAAUAAACGACACAAUAAACUCCUCCGUAGAUUUAAAAGAUUUGUUAAAAUUGAAUAAACAGUUCCCAGGCGAUGUUGGCUGUUUCUGUAUUUAUUUUCUCAACCACAUGGUGUUAAAACCUGGUGAAUCAAUGUUCCUUUCGCCUAAUUUACCACAUGCAUACCUGGAUGGAGAUUGCAUUGAGUGUAUGGCUUGCAGUGAUAAUACAGUAAGAGCUGGUUUAACUCCAAAGUUCCGUGAUGUUGAUACACUCUGUGAUAUGCUUGAUUAUUCCUCUGGUUCAGCACAAGACAACUUGUUCGAUGGCAUACAAGAUCCUGUGUGUCCCUACACGGUGUUAUACGAUCCUCCGGUUUCAGAUUUCGCCGUUAGAAAAAUACAAGUUCCACGUGACGAAGAAUGUUAUAACCUGACGGCAUUAAAAGGACCAAGUAUCAUUGUCGUAAUUGAAGGAAGUGGAUGGUUUGAGAAAAGUGAUUUUAAUGAUAAGAUAAUUAUUUCUAACGGUACGACGAUAUUUUGUGCGACCGGUCAUUCGUUGACUUUAAAGAAGGAGCAUUGUAAACUGUUGAUGUUCCAAGCUUAUUGUGACGGAAUUUGAAGAAAAACUUUGAACAAUUUUAUGCAUUCUCUAUAUCAUUCUGACAUAGAAUGGUUUUGAUUCUCGCUUGCCAAUUUUUUCGGCUGUAAACUUACGUUAUUUUAAUCUUAGAAUGUUAGAUGAUAUUAAUUUUGAAUUAUGCUCUUUAAAA
Molecule: messenger RNA, 1147 nt
Organism: Xenia sp. Carnegie-2017
Lineage: Eukaryota; Metazoa; Cnidaria; Anthozoa; Malacalcyonacea; Xeniidae
Product: mannose-6-phosphate isomerase-like
Biological process (GO): carbohydrate metabolic process; GDP-mannose biosynthetic process
Cellular component (GO): cytosol
Molecular function (GO): mannose-6-phosphate isomerase activity; zinc ion binding
Source: RefSeq, a predicted model, not a curated record